UGACGUCAGCGGCAGAGCUAGAGAAGGACAGGCAGAAUGGCUACCCAGUGCCGUAGCUCUAAAUGCACGGCAGAGAGGAAAGGAUUCCGGCGGGAACUCGAUUCCUGGCGGCACAAAUUGGUCCACUGUGUAGGGUUUGAAAGCAUAUUAGAGGGGAUCUAUGGACCAAGGCUGCUCAGAGAUCUCAGUAUAUUUGAUGACUGUGAACCAGAUGCGGUCAGUGACUGGUCAGUGGAUGCCAGCUGUUCUUUCUGCAAUCUCCAAUUAGAAAAACUCAGUGACCAUAUUCCCCCUGUCAGUUCACCUCAGUCACCUCCAACUGAAGAAACCCCUCCCCCUCCUCCUCAGGGCCAGUCAAACACUGAGAAUAUCGAAUGCCAAGCUGACCGAUUUCUCCAUGCAAUCUUUCGAAAGAAAGACCUUCCUCAGAGCUGUGAUCCGAACAUUCCCUUAGUUGCUCAGGAAUUAAUGAAAAAGAUGAUCCGCCAGUUUGCCAUUGAAUACGCUUCAAAAAGUCAGAUUGAAGGAGCGAAGAACCACACGUCCAACAACCUCCCUCACCCUCCAGAUGAGGAUGGACCCCUCGACCUCACUGUGAACAGACACCAACCGAAUGUGGAACAAGAUGGGGUGCUUGAUCUCUCCAAAAAGAAUUGUGCCAGUUCUGCAUUGUCAACUUCAUCUAAUCAAAAAGCAUCAGGCUCCCCGGGGCCUGCUGAUGACGUCCAAGUCCACUUGGAUGCAAGGGAAGAAAAGUCUGAAGCCAGAAGUUCCACACUGGAAACGGUCCUUUCGUCGUUGUGCCCGUACCACAAGACUUUGCUGUAUCAGAUUCUGAAGUGCAUGCGUGAAUAUUACAGCACCUCCUCCGCCCACAGAUACAAAAAUGCCCACGGACUCUUUGCACAAACGGACGGUCCGUUGUGCUGCCAUUUGUCAGGCAACCUGCACCGGGACCUGUGCGGUUUCGGUGACUACAAGGUGUCGAACGGGUGCUAUGUACCGACCUGUCGGGUUAACUCCCUCCCCGUAGCCCCGGUCUGCAUCUGCCUGAAGAACUUUCACUGUUUGUCGUGUCAGAGCAUUGCUAUUGGCUGCAUUAACGGCGUGGUUGGCCCCAGCUCCUGUGGUUGCUUCCCUCGUCAUCAUAGGAUUCCGUGUUCUUGCCAGAACUACAUUGAUGGUGCGUAUGUCACUCCUGUUGGAAAUGUAGCAAGUGCCCCAUUUGGUCCUCAGCAUGUCCGUGAUCCGUACCGUUCUUGUACCAAGGGGGGGUGCAGUCCUUCCCCACCCCCACUUUCACCAAUACCAUCUGAUGUCAGUGGGAAAAUAAGUGACAAAACAUUUGUGUGCUCUUUCGCGGAUGGCAAGACUUGCAGUAGCCAACCUCCAUCUCUCUUUCCAUUUGAAGAGGAGGGUGAUGCACUUUCUCACAAAGACUGUUUAAGUAAAGGAAAGGAUGUAAGCGAAGAAGAGACCGGAAGCCAGAAAGACAAUGGCAAAGGCACUGACUGUUGCACAGAGACUUGCAGGUGUCUUGAACAAAGACAGAGUGGAACUAUCAUCCACGAUCUUAUGGAGCGUAUCAACGAGAAGCUGAAGACGAUUGAACCACUGGAGAAACAGCAGAACAUAAUCACCACUGUCAACAAAAGCUUGGAGUGCAGUGAUGAUGUGCAUGUAGGGAAAAUAACAACUACGGUUUUACAUAAUGACAGUGACCAUGAUUACACCAUAAAGGAGCUUCCUUGCCAACCUAAGGCAAUUGUUGAGAACAAACCUAUGCAGACACCUUUCUGUAGAGGGCAGAUUACCGAAAACCAUAACUUGCUGUGCCUGGAGUUUCCCUCAUCAUCUUGUCAAAGUGAAGAAAGGAAACAAAGUCUUUCUAAUCUUAGUCAAUCACUUGAGAGGAGAAAGGAGACUUUGGAGGAAAGCAGAAAUCCAAAUGUAAGAAUUGAGGAAGACAUACAUUUCUCUGGCUUCCAACCCAUUCCUAAUAGGUCAGAUGUGGAGGGCGUUUCUGAAGAUGUGGAUAUUGAAAUUACUAAAGACAUUUGUGACAAUCAAAUCUCUAAAGGAGUCAACACUGAGCUGCCUCUUUGCACACCUGAAAACACGGGAGAUGCACAGAAAAUAGAAGACAGAACCGCGGAGGACUGUGCAAUAUCUAUGAAUGGUCUGCCUCUUGGAAGUCCUGAACCAAGUACUGAAAAACAAGCUUUCCCUCCUCGCUCAAGCAAUUGUAGUGAUUUAGGCAGAUCCAGAAGAAACAUUGUUCCUCCAGCAAGAUUUUCCUCAUAUGUUACAGAGCCCAGAAAGAUGUACUUUGCUGCCUGUUUUUCAGAAAGCUUUUUCAUUCCAAGAGCAUCCAAAGAUAAGGCUUUAAAGGGCACAGACAGUGAAAAUUCUUCCCCAGAAAUGGAAAGGGAUGAAUCCUCCACAGAACCAGUCAUUAGGGAACCCUCCGAUACUGCAUCUAAUAUCAAAAAGCUGGAUGAAGAUGAGCAAGACCUUGACAAACCAAACGAGAUUAAACUAGUGACGACUACAUCGCGAACAAGAAACCAGUCCGUUUUAGCGGGGGAAAAGACUGUUGAAGAGAGUGGAACUAAAUGGGUUUCUCCAAGAAGAACAAAGCGACAUGAGGUUUCCAGAUCACAUGCAAGGUCAAAGUCUUCUGACACUCACAGCGAUGAUCCUGACUCCCGCAUGCAAAGCAGCGAUUCACCAGAAGAUACUCACACUAUCGAAAACCCAUCCGUCUCCAGCGAAUGCCAUUCGGUUCCCCAGUACACAAGUCCCAUUCGCCUGAUGUUCGUUUGUCCCGUGGCUUGUGAGAACGGAAUCCGGUACACGCUCAAGUCUGCGUUUCCCGGUUCCACCAAUGACGGCGAGACGUUUGAUCCCUGCGAGGAGUCGUCGUGGGGAGGAACGAUAAAUACCCCCGUCAAAGAGACGGCACCCCGGGAAUCCUGUGUUACUCGGGAUGAGAACGGCUUGCACAAGAGGCCGGUGGCUACUGAUGACGCGUCAAGAGCUGAUCCUUUAAAGGAAGGCCAAGAAAAUGAGAAAGAGGUCUGUCCCAUAGUUCCUGAAAUUGCUUCAUCCCCUCUGAAAAGAAAGCCUGGCCGUCCCAAGAAACUCGGUCCGCAAAUUGAAAAGCGGGCAAAGAGGCCAAUAGGUAGGCCGCCAAAACUCAAAGAUACGAAUUCCACGUGCAGUGAUGAUAAGGGAAACACUAAGAGCAUAAACAAUGACCCUGCGGCCAUUUUGUGUGAAGACAAAGAUGCAAGGACAAACAAAAACCUAAAAAUCACUGUAGUUUAUGGAAGAUCAAGGAGAAUAAAGAGACUUGUGUCAGAAGAUGAUGGAAGUUUAAGAAAAGACCAAACUGAACACCAAGAUGAUGGCAGACAGAAAUGUGACCUAAAUGGUAAUGUACUAGCAUUAAGCGCAGAUGACUCCUCUGAAAAAUUACCAGAAGAACAAGCCAAGAAUUUCAAUUUUGUUGGUCCUAUGAAUGACAGAAAAUGUUUGCCACCUCCAGGCACUGAGCUCAAAUGUCAGAAACAAAAGCGUUGCGUUGCAAUGAGAAAGCCAGGGAGACCUCCAAAGGUUAAGAUUUCAGGCAUCUCUGUGACUGUUACCACAGUGUCCCCAAAGCAACGAAAGAUUCGUAUCAAUGGCGAGAUCACAGAAUCGGACAGGGAACAGUCUCAACUGGAAAGCACUGUUAUCUUGGAUGAUAAACCCUCCAAAGAGCAGACGACAAUCAGUUCUGAUGCCACUCAUGAAGAAACGACACAGAACAUGGAGGAUGGAAGAAUGAGCAAAAAGACACCCGUAGUACCCCUAAGACAUUCGGCUAGAGAAAGGAAACCUUCGAUUCAUUUACUGCACUCGGUUGCUACAUCCAGGACAUUUAGUCACAGCAAUGCGCUGUUGCGUCGUUCUAGAAAGCUACUGUUAAACAAAGCGAGCAGCGAGCCAAACCAGAUAAAGAGCCCGGAGAAGUCAACUGGAGAAGCCCCAGUAAUUCCAGAAAGGGCUUCGAGAAAUCGACGAGGGCAAGACUUGAGCUUUUUGUCGGGAAUCUCGGCAGAUUCGAUUUUUGCAUCAAACGAGGCUCUAAAGUGGUGGCCUACCUCAGCUUCAUAUGAAACACUGAAUGAGGAGUUGACCAGGAGAAUUCAACUCAUGUCAGACACUUGGAUUGCGGAUGCUGUGGUAUCGAGCAAGUCAUGCCCCACAGAAAGGGAGACUGAUCUCAGAGAAAGAACAUGCUCUGCAGCGAAUGACCUUCCAAAGAACUCCGUUUCUGCUGUCAAAAUGCUGUUUCAGAAGCACUGUAAUAUGGAGGAUCUGUGUGCUUGGUUCAUGCAGACCACAGAGACCCAAUCACUGGCAAUAGUAAGAAAGGCGAGCGCCCGGAAUCCGUAUGAAAUCAUCCAGUUUAAUCCCAACAGAGUUUCGAAAAGGGGAAAUGUUUGCCCAAGUCCUCAGGCAGAGCGUUUGAGGAAGCAUGUUAAGAAAUUUGCAAAAAUUGUCCCAAAGAGUCCAGUGAUGCACCUUCAAGCACAAGAGAGGAUUAGCAGGAGUGGGAGACUGCACGUCAAGAGAAGGCUCUUUCCCAAGAGAUCAAGUGCCAUUGCUGGGGUUGCUCAUACAUGGUGCUUGUGGUCCAGAGGCAAACCCUUCAGUAAAUAUCAAAGCACCCUGCUGAGAGUAAAAUCAAAGUUCAUGACCAGAAAGAGAUUGGCAAAGGCCACUGAAAGGAGGUCAGACAGAGCUUCCUCUGGUGCCCUCCGUAAAAAUGCAGUGACUCCUGCAAAAGUGUCCCUGCUCCAAGUGUGCCGGGCGUCAUCUGUGGACACGGGGUGUCGUUCUCCGAGUUCCUCCAUCCUUGGAGAAAGGGAAUCCGCGGCCCAGCAGGUGCAAAACUCCAAGGGAACAACUCGAUGCGGAUCGCAGGAAUGGAGCCCAGGAACAAUGAGGGAAUGUAGGGUAUUCCUCAAAAAGAUUAACUCCCCAGAAACGAAACCCACAGUUGAAGAAUGUAACUCGUGCACAGUUCAGCUCCGUGACAUUUCGUCUUCUGACUGCGGUUUGCCUGCGAGCACAGACCGCGGCGAAGGGGAAACCGAGCCCGUUAAACCCGAGAAUGUGAGAAGCGAGAGAGUAAGGCGAACGACCCGGAAGGUGUCUUCACAGUACCCCGAGGAACUGUGGGUUCAGACCACGGAAAGGAAAGGAAAACGGAAAAGCAGUGACUCAAGUCAGGCACAACCUGCAAAAAAAGGCAAGACAAUCUGAGUGGGAAGACCUACUGGAAGGAAAUUGUGUGAUGCAGUGCCAGGUAACUACAAAUGCUGUUUUCAGUGAUUCUACCACUUAUUUCUUGUGGACUUUUUUUUUUUUUUUCUCUGCUCUGGUUCCUUUAAAAAAAACAAAAACAUUUUUUAUUGCAGGAAGCAUCAAAAAAAUGGUAUUGCCUCUCAGUGAGGUAUGUUCUGCAAGAUGAUUCAAGUUUUGAUAAGACGUGCCUUCAAAUUGUCAGCUAGCUGAAAAAACUGACAGUAGUAUCUCAGUAAGCGUCAUGUAGCAUAAAUCUAAUGGUAACGUAUGGUUGCACUAUUUUGUAACGUUUUUGUUUUUCAUAAUUUUAUGUCUGUAAAAACAAAAUAUAUAUAUAUAUAGUUAUUGUUAAACGUUACUUAUCCGUUAAGAUACCACAAAGCAGCAACAUUUUGAGGUAUUCUUCAAAAGUGUUCCCCUACAUUUUGUAUUUAAGGAAUGACCAUGUUUCAUGAAGGAAAAAUGUGCGGUGUAUCAUUUGGCAUACUUUAGGCAUACAUCCAGGUUCUUAAAAACCUACUUGCUCUAAAUCAUAUCAUCAUGAGGGAUGUGCCACCUAGCAUACAUGAGGCUGAACCAACCACAAGGUGAAUUAUUCUGGACUUCCAAAUGUACCGGUAUGUUCUGCACUCGGUCUGACCAAAAUACAGUCCGAGGCCAAUCGUUUAUGAGUACAUGCAUUGCAUGAAAUGGCUAAAUUAAUCAAAGGUAUGCUGCAAGUUCUUGUUUCCUUUGUUUUCUGAUAUGAAGCAUUAAUUAUUAUUUGAAUGGUUCUGAAAGCUCCUGUACCCAACUGACCUUCCUGGAUGUUUUUCAACCCCUUCCAAAGCAUUAGUGUAUUCCGAAAUGUUGAACACGAGUACUUUCUGCACUAUUCAAAUUUAAGAUUAACCGUUAGUUCUCACUACCACCCAUGUAGUGUCCAAUAUGUUAUAGGUGCAAUAUCUUGAGUUUUCUUCUUUUUUUUUUUUUAAGCCAGAUGUAAAUAUCAUUAUUUGUACCAUUUUUAUUAAAGAUUAUAGCAUUUUUAUGAAGCCAAUCACUUUACUAAAUGCUGUUGCUGUGCUGUUUUUCUGUUUUAUGAAUUAUCCUACGGCUGUUUAUUCCACCCAUUCUUUGCUGCAGUAUAAUAACCUACCUCUUAAAACAUCAUCCAAAAACCUUGAAGAAAUUGGGAUUCCAAAAUGAAAAUUUGGAUGUAGCUUGUCUGUGACUGGAUGACCAUACUGUAAUUAGAUGGUCCUCUUGAAGCUGUAACUUAAGCAUUUCUCAAUGAAUCAGACAAAAAAAAAAAACUACAUCAAGAACUGCAGAUCUGGGGUUCAGUAUCAAAUUGUCUUGAUCUUAUCAGUCAUUAAGAAUCUUUUCACUUCUAUCAGUGUAGAUUUCAACAGAUAAAAAAAACAUGUAAAAGACAACUCCUUUUGUCUGUACGAUUUUGUGAAAUGCAUGUUGUUUGUACAGAGCUGACACAUUGCUUUGAGAUUUUCGCAAUAUUUUUUUUAAAAUUGUUGCUCAAUGUUCACAGCUCCUCGUGUUUUUUAAAACCCCCCACUUAGAACGCCACUAUUUAGGUUUACCUUUUCAUCUUUCACACUGCACACUCAAGACCCAAGAAUCGAUCUGAAUUUUAUCAGUCCGAUCUCUGCCCUUGGUUUAAUUACUGUACAUAUAUGUGCAAGCCAAAAGUCAGAACCCUGCCUUUAAAAAAAAAAAAAAUACAUUUUAAUGCACCAUGUUAACUGACCACACCCAGGGAUGGUGUUUAGAAUACACAUACCCAAGACACACCAUGCAAUUGGCCCUGGCAAGGAAUUGACCUAAAAGUGUGUAGCUAGUGUACUAUAGAGGACACUGUUUCAUCAACCUGCAAUACGCUCUUAGAAUUUGACAAAGGUAUUGCAUCUUUCACAGCCAACUGACCUUUUGUCUAAAUGUUGUGUAUCUGUAUAUGGUAAUCAUCCAAAGCAUUCAUGUAUUUGCACGGUUAAGAUGAUAAAUCCAGCAUAUUCUGAUUUACAAUAGUUGUCUGCUUCUUACCAUCUAUGCCAAGUGGAAGAAACCUCAGCCCUGGAGUGCCACAAAAUAUGUUCCAUGGAAGGUCUUCAUGGGAACCAAAUUUUUACCACACUGAUGCAGGCGCUUAUGUGCUGGAGACAGCCUUAGGCAUAUUAUCAUGUAUAUGAAUUUAGGGCCUAGAUAGAAAUAGGCGAUCACACACACGUUUGUUUUAGGAGGGAACAGGAAUCGUAAAGCCAGUACUGGCUAGCAAACGGUUGUGUAUGCUCUGGUCAGUUAUCUGAUCCAUCUUGUCGGUCAUUGUAUGAACCCCAGAAAAAAAAAAAAAAGCAUUAACUUCCACCCAUUUCUGACGGACACCGAUUUGUGUGGCUGACCCCUUACGGUGCAUGUUUCACACUGGCCUCGAGACUGCUGAUGUGGGACUGGUCAAGACUUUGAAAUGGAAAAAAAAAAAACGUUCCGUCCCCACUUGGAAAUACCUCUUGGCUUUUACCAUGACCAGGUUCUCUCACCUCUGGUCUGUUCUGAAAAUCAAACGCGACACGAUCUUCAGAGGGGAGGUUUUACAGAGAAGCCACAGUCUUCAGAUUGUGCAUGUUUACAUUUGGAUGCAGCCCAUUUGAGCCACUGUACAUAUUUCACUUUGCUUGAGGUUUGACGGACGGCUGCAACACUAAUGCAAUCACAACGGUGCAAUCGCUUCGGGGAAAUCAGACGCUCACCUUCCAGCAUUAUUCAAGAUACGUAGGGAUUCACGUUUCUAGUCCUGUGCUUAUUUCCUUCCUGCCUUUUUCUUGUUUCCCCCCGCCCCACACGACUUGGCGAAGGGUGUUGUUUGAGACUCACUGUCACUGGAUGCCUGGAGUUUAAAUGGUGCUACAUGUGGUGUUUAUUUUAUACUUGUCUUUUUGCAGAAAAGCUUGUAAUAAAGGUCUAGUGUCACUAGAACAAUAAACGUUUUGCUCAUAAAUUGUGAAA
This is a messenger RNA of Anguilla anguilla (European eel), 8358 nucleotides long. RefSeq names its product ligand dependent nuclear receptor corepressor-like (gene lcorl). Gene Ontology annotation, molecular function: DNA binding. The record is from RefSeq and is a predicted model, not a curated record. Bases 37 to 5316 code for a protein of 1759 amino acids. Gene Ontology annotation, cellular component: nucleus. NCBI's taxonomy places the organism in Eukaryota, Metazoa, Chordata, Actinopteri, Anguilliformes, Anguillidae. Gene Ontology annotation, biological process: regulation of transcription by RNA polymerase II. The transcript has 7 exons.